Molecule: messenger RNA, 3023 nt
Organism: Brienomyrus brachyistius
Lineage: Eukaryota; Metazoa; Chordata; Actinopteri; Osteoglossiformes; Mormyridae
Gene: mpz
Product: myelin protein zero
Exons: 6
Coding region: 146-757 (203 amino acids)
Biological process (GO): myelination
Cellular component (GO): membrane
Source: RefSeq, a predicted model, not a curated record
AGGUGUCCUGCCUGGAAGCCCCUGGUCUUCACACCCUGCACAUCAUCCUCUCCAGCAGGACGCACCUUCGGCUCACUGAGGGACUGAGUCACUCUUUUACCCUCAAGUGGAGGCACUUUGACUGCGUCGUGCAGAAGAACCCAGCAUGUUAGCAUUUUUGGCUCUGGCGUCCAUCGCACUAGUAGGGAUAGCCCCGCAGUGCCAGGCUAUCGUCAUCUACACGGGCUGGGAGCGCCAUGCCCUGGUCGGCUCGGACGUCCGGCUGUCCUGCUCGUUUUUCUCAUGGCGCUGGACCUCCGAAGACGUGACUUUCUCCUGGAGCUACCGGCCCGACGGUUCCCGUGACAGCAUCUCCAUUUUCCACUUCACGGGUGGCGCCCCCUAUGUCGAUAACAAGGGCCCGUUCCGGGACAGGCUGGAAUUCGUCGGGAACCCAAGCAGACGAGACGGUUCAAUCCUUAUCAAGAACCUGGACUUCAAUGACAACGGAACCUUCACCUGCGACGCCAAGAACCCCCCCGACAUAGUGGGCCGCCCCUCCAGCGUCCGCCUGCUGGUUUUUGAGAAUUUGCCUGUCCAAGCCGGUGUCAUCACUGGGGCCAUCAUUGGGGCAGUUCUGGGCCUUCUGGUGCUGAUCGUGGUGAUCUACUAUUUAAUGAGGUUCCUUGUGGCCCGGCGUGUCUUCAACCUCAGUGUCAGCAAACACGGGAAGAAAGGGAAAGGUAAAGAGGGAUCUCAACAGAGGCAGAUAUUCUGAGUUCCUUUUUUCCGAGCACUGACUGGCACCUGGCUUCGACUCGCCCCACCCUACCCCACACGAUACUUAGCCUCACUGAUGCUGUGGCUACACGCCACUCCAGCUCCAUCCCAAAGACUUAACCCCACCCCCUGACACAUCACACCUGCCCACACCGGUGUCUGAUUGGGUGAGUCCACACUCCUCCUGACAGCAAGCUUCCUAACCCCACCUCCCGAAGUAACAGCUCCGCCUCUACACCGGUGUCUGAUUGGGUGAGUUGACACACCCCCCCCCCCCCCCCACUUACAUGAUUCCCGUCCGAUAUUCCCGGCAAAGCUGCCAAAAAUGUGGCGCCUCCUUCCAAACACACAGAGAGUGGCUUUUUUUCCUUAAGCGGGACAGUCUGUGACAAGUUAAAGGUGCUCAGAAGGACAGCCAGUCUGCCACUUUGAAUGGCUUCUGGUGGGUCUUUCAUAGUCUCUUUUUGAUUCUUUAUUUACCUCAAUGACAGGUUACCUUGCUUUCAGAGGAAGUUGGACGAUGGAAGAGGGUUUAUGUAUGUUAAACAGGGUUAUAUUGGCAGUUACAUUCUCGUUUUUUUUUGCCCCACAUUCCCACCGUCACAUACAUGAGGAAGCCUCGCUGCAUGUCUGUUAGGCGCAGUCUGGCUCUGUGACUCCCUGAGGCGUCGCUCGGUGUCAGUGACUGAGAACUACAAAAUGACGUCAAAACUGGCCAAUAAGGGGUGUCCAUUAAUGGAAAAGAAGGAGACUGGAUGGGCUUUGGUGGUACACAGGUGCUCAGACUCCACAGCAGGACCAUAGGCACCCAAAUUUGUCCUCAGUUUACUACUAGUAAGAACAAAUAUUGUCAUACCGAUAUCACUGUAUCAUUUCUAAAGAAACACAGUUGUCUUAAGCUGACCCACAGUUGUCUUAAGCUGACCCACAGUUGUCUUAAGCUGACCCACAGUUGUCUUAAGCUGACCCACAGUUGUCUUAAGCUGACCCACAGUUGGAUGUGAAGUCGCUGCUGAGCAGUCUCACGUGUGUCUGUUUCCAUUUCGACGUCACCCCUCGCCUCCCCCUCUCAGGCUCACGCGUCCUGUAAUUCUCCUCUCAGAUGCCGCCCCACCCCCAUCAUUGACCAGAUCCCCUCCACCCUCUCGCCCCCUUUCUGCUGGUUAGAAAAGACCCAGAUCCCCCAGCUCCUUGACCUCUUCAGGUCCACGUUCCGAUCAGAUCCCUCUUCCUUUACCUGUUACCAUGAUGACGCCCAAAAAAACGAGGCCCUAAUUUAGCUAGCUCUCUGCCGGUCACAAAGUCCGUGUGUUUAUGUAUGUGUGUCAACAGACUGUAAAACAAUUAAAGUUAAAAAAAGCGUUCGUGCAUGUCAUCAUACAUAAAGCAAAUAAUGACAGAUAGACAUUUUACAUGUGUAUAAAAAAAAAAAACGUUUGUAAGAGGCAGAAAUGUAAUAGUAUUUAAUGAUAUUUAAUGAUAUUUCUGUCCCUCAUUUCGAUGGCUCAGAAAAACGGGAUCCCUUUGGCUGUUUCGUGGAUGAUCGUAGUUUCAGGAGAUGUUGUUGUUCACCUGCUGUGUAUCUAUUCAUGGGCCAUGGUGAGGAAGAUGAAGAUGAAGAGGGAUUGGGGGCCUCAUAUUCUAACCGCAGGCCUACAAUGCUGAUCAUGCUCCUGAUUAAUCUGAGAGAGCUUGCAGCGGGUAGUUUUGGGAGAAAAAUAUUUUCCCUGUAAAUCCAAGCCAAAGUCCAUAUUUUUCACCAGCGAAAGAAUUUUCCUCAGCCAGAACUUCCAAGCCAUACUGUCAUUCUUAAGGAAACCAAGCUGGCCGAUAUCUGAGCGCAGGUGGUUGUGGGUAAUGUAGCAGAAUAUACGAUACUGAGUAGGGAUCAAAUUUACCAUGGUGAACAUGUGCUUUAUCGUGAUAGCCACAGUAGAUUUGCAGCAUUUUCUCCCUGUGGGACAAACCCUCAUCCACGGUCCAGCCACACGGAUGUCCAACGUAGGAGCAGAUACUUAAAAUGUCUUGAAAUCUUUGUGUUGUGUGUGUAUUAUUUUCUUCAUCAGGAUUGAUAACUUUGCGACAUUCCUUUAUUUUGUCAAACCAAUAGUCAGUCAUUAACAGCUUCCUUUUUUACAUUUAUGUUUAGUCUAACAGAAAAAAAAUGACUAAUUUCCUUGGUAUGUGAAAUUCGUUGUAAAAAGAGUAUAAAAACAAUAAACCGGGUUGUAAAAUGGAAAGAGAAUAAAACCAAUUGAACAGAA